This is a messenger RNA of Megalops cyprinoides (Indo-Pacific tarpon), 1020 nucleotides long. RefSeq names its product adhesion G protein-coupled receptor E3-like. The record is from RefSeq and is a predicted model, not a curated record. Bases 1 to 1020 code for a protein of 339 amino acids. Gene Ontology annotation, cellular component: membrane. Gene Ontology annotation, molecular function: G protein-coupled receptor activity. NCBI's taxonomy places the organism in Eukaryota, Metazoa, Chordata, Actinopteri, Elopiformes, Megalopidae. The transcript is spliced from 8 exons. Gene Ontology annotation, biological process: adenylate cyclase-activating G protein-coupled receptor signaling pathway; cell surface receptor signaling pathway.
AUGGCUGCACUAAACCCUCCAGAGGGUCAGUCACAGGAGAUGUUCUUCCUCAGCAGAAUGAGGGAGGAGUUAGAAAAUCAGCCUGACAUCAUUCUGCCUGAGGGGACAGUGACGAGUGUCCUUUCCACGGCCCUGUCUGUCGCACACAGCAUGUCCCCUGCGAAGGGUGGGGGCAGCAGCUCAGAGGCGGCCAGUGUCCUCCUGAAAGUCUCUGAAAGGCUGGUGUCGGCCCUGGUCGAGCCCACGCAGACACAGUCCACAAAAACUGUGAAGACGCCUGCCAUGGGAUCUGCUGCUGCUGUGUUCAUGUCUGUUAAUGGGAUGGAGAAGCUUAUGAGCUCCAGUUUCUUCAAGACUGAAAACGUCACAGAAAUGUACUCUGACAUCAUCUCUGCCACAUUGCCCAAAACCAAUGACACAAAGCUCCCUGAGCCUGUUAACUUCACACUCCUCCACAAAAAGGGAAACCCCCAGCCUGGGCUGCUGACCUGUGUGUACUGGGAGGACAGGGGGGUGGAGAAGCAGUGGUCAGUGGAGGGGUGCACAGCCUCCUUCUCCAAUGAGAACUACACAGUAUGCAGCUGCUCCCACCUCUCCACCUUCGCCCUGAUCCUGCAGACGGCAGAGGGUGGUGAAAAGGACAGCCAGCUGCUGGAGUUGGUCAACCUGGUCUGUGUGUGUGUGGGCCUGGCCUUCCUCGGCCUCGCCAUCCUCUCCUUCCUGCUCUGCAGCUGGAACCCAAAGAUCAACAACACCGCCCGCCUCCACCUCUGUAUCUGCCUCUUCCUGGCUCAGCUGCUCUUCCUGGUGGGCAUGUCUCAGACUAAGAAUGCGCUGGUGUGCUCAGCCAUUGCCGGCAUUCUGCACUUCUUCUUCCUGUCCGGCUUUGUGUGGAUGCUGCUGGAGACAGUGCAGCUCUACCUGCUGGUCAGGGGCCUGACCAAGGUGCAGGUCAUCCAGAGGGAGGGGCUGAGAAGGCGUUACCUGCUGCUGAUUGGCUAUGGAGUUCCUCUGACCUAA